CGAGAAUUGGUCUCCCUGCACUUGAAAAGGCACGGGCCUCCUUCUCUUCCUCUCGUCCGUUUAUUAUUCACUAAUUUUCUGUCUCUGUGCUAAUACAAAGUGCCUUGCUCGAGGUUCCCUUCACUGUCUCUCCCCCACUUCUGUUCCCUUCUCAUCGUCCCAUUUGUCUCUUUUUCGUCGUCUACAUUCCCCAUUAUUGGCUGAGUUCUCUGUUUUUUUUCUCUCCUUCAACUUUUUAUCCCCCGCUGAGAUCUCCGGAAAGAUGGCGUCCCAUAUUUUUGGAUACCCUCGCAUGGGCCCCAAGAGAGAGCUCAAGUUCGCUCUAGAAUCGUUCUGGGAUGGGAAGAGCAGUGCCGGUGACCUGAAAAAGGUUGCUGCUGAUCUCAGGGCAUCCAUCUGGAAGCAGAUGGCUGAGGUCGGGAUCAAGUACAUCCCCAGCAAUACCUUUUCGUUCUACGAUCACGUGCUUGAUGCUACCGCCACGGUUGGCGCUGUUCCACCGAGGUAUGGCUGGACUGGUGGGGAGAUUGAGUUUGAUACUUACUUCUCCAUGGCCAGAGGAAACGCAUCUGUACCUGCAAUGGAGAUGACUAAGUGGUUUGACACGAACUACCAUUAUAUUGUCCCCGAACUGGGACCUGAUGUGAACUUCUCCUAUGCUUCUCACAAGGCAGUAAAUGAAUACAAGGAGGCCAAGGCGCUUGGAGUAGAUACCAUCCCUGUUCUCGUUGGCCCAGUAUCUUACUUAUUGCUCUCAAAGCCUGCCAAGGGUGUAGAAAAAUCGCUUCCACUUCUUUCUCUCCUCCCCAAACUCCUUCCAGUAUACAAAGAAGUUGUAGCUGAUCUUAAGGCAGCUGGUGCUUCAUGGAUUCAGUUUGAUGAGCCCACCCUUAUCUUAGACCUUGAAUCUCACCAAUUACAAGCAUUCACUGAAGCAUACUCAGAACUCGAAUCCUCUUUAUCUGGUCUCAAUGUGCUUGUUGAAACCUGCUUUGCUGAUGUUCCUGCUGAGGCAUACAAGACCAUUACAGCUUUGAAGGGUGUCACAGCAUUUGGAUUUGAUUUUAUCCGAGGAACCAAGACUGUUGAUUUGAUCAAGGGCGGAUUUCCCAGCGGUAAAUUCCUCUUUGCCGGAGUAGUUGAUGGCAGGAACAUCUGGGCUAAUGAUCUUUCUGCUUCUCUCAGUACAUUACAAAGUCUUGAGGGUGUUGUGGGCAAAGAUAACCUUGUGGUGUCCACAUCCUGCUCACUUCUUCACACUGCUGUUGAUCUUGCCAAUGAGACCAAGUUGGAUGCUGAGAUCAUGUCAUGGCUAGCUUUUGCUGCCCAAAAGAUUUAUGAAGUCAAUGCUUUGGCCAAGGCAUUGUCUGGUCAAAAGGAUGAGGACUAUUUCUCUGCUAAUGCUACUGCCCUGGCCGCAAGAAAGUCCUCGCCAAGAGUGACCAAUGAAGCUGUUCGCAAGGCCGCUGAUGCGUUGAAAGGUUCUGACCAUCGCCGUGCUACAAAUGUCAGUGCCAGACUAGAUACUCAACAAAAGAAGCUUAACCUUCCAAUCCUUCCAACCACCACUAUUGGAUCAUUCCCUCAGACAGCAGAACUAAGGAAAGUGCGCCGUGAAUACAAGGCUAACAAGAUCUCUGAGGAAGAGUAUGUUAAGGAAAUGAAGGAGGAAAUCCGCAAAGUAGUGGAACUCCAAGAAGAGCUCGAUAUUGAUGUGCUUGUACAUGGGGAGCCUGAGAGGAAUGAUAUGGUCGAGUACUUCGGCGAGCAACUUUCAGGCUUUGCCUUUACUGUCAAUGGGUGGGUGCAGUCUUAUGGAUCCCGGUGCGUGAAGCCACCAAUCAUCUAUGGUGAUGUGAGCCGCCCAAAACCCAUGACUGUCUUCUGGUCAUCUACAGCUCAGAGCAUGACCAAACGACCCAUGAAGGGAAUGCUUACAGGCCCUGUCACCAUUCUCAACUGGUCCUUCGUUCGAAAUGACCAGCCUAGAUCUGAGACCUGCUACCAGAUUGCUUUGGCUAUUAAGGAUGAAGUAGAAGAUCUUGAGAAGGCCGGCAUUAAUGUCAUCCAAAUCGAUGAGGCUGCUUUAAGAGAAGGUUUGCCUCUGAGGAAGUCAGAGCAAGCUGACUACUUGAAAUGGGCUGUGCACUCCUUCAGGAUCACCAACGUUGGAGUACAAGAUACCACUCAGAUCCACACCCACAUGUGUUACUCCAACUUCAACGACAUCAUCCACUCAAUUAUCGACAUGGAUGCUGAUGUGAUCACCAUUGAGAACUCUCGUUCUGAUGAGAAGCUCUUGUCAGUGUUCCGUGAAGGAGUCAAGUACGGAGCUGGGAUUGGGCCUGGUGUGUACGACAUUCAUUCUCCAAGAAUACCACCAACUGAGGAAAUUGCUGAUAGGAUCAACAAGAUGCUUGCAGUGCUGGAGAAGAACAUCUUGUGGGUGAACCCUGAUUGUGGGCUCAAGACUCGAAAGUACGCUGAGGUGAAGGCAGCCCUCACUAACAUGGUCGAUGCUGCCAAAAGCAUCCGCAACAAGCUCGCCAGUGCCUAAUAAAAUGGUUCAAGAAAGAGGUUUUUUCUUUUUUCUUUUUUCUUUUUUUUUUACUGGUUCUGCUUGAUUCAGAGAUAAAGGAAAAUUUU
Messenger RNA from Neltuma alba, 2646 nucleotides. RefSeq names its product 5-methyltetrahydropteroyltriglutamate--homocysteine methyltransferase. NCBI's taxonomy places the organism in Eukaryota, Viridiplantae, Streptophyta, Magnoliopsida, Fabales, Fabaceae. Bases 263 to 2557 code for a protein of 764 amino acids. Gene Ontology annotation, molecular function: 5-methyltetrahydropteroyltriglutamate-homocysteine S-methyltransferase activity; zinc ion binding. The record is from RefSeq and is a predicted model, not a curated record. The transcript is spliced from 12 exons.